UUCGCUUUCUCUCUUUCUCUUUCCUAUCAUGGAGAGCUCACCGGCCAUCCUAAACAAACCACCCCCGCCCUUCCCUGCGCCACCGCGCAGCGUCGACUUCUCCGCCCUCGAGUUCAUCCUCGGCCUUCUCGCCGUCAUCACCGUCCCCGCCUUAAUAUACGCUGUCUUCUUCGCCAUCAAGUGCCCUCCCAGCCUCUUCCGCUAUCGACCCCGCCGGAGCUCCACCACCCCCCACGGCGACCCUUCACAAGCUCUUCCGGAGGUGAUGUCCGACCUCAAGUACCAGAAGGACUCACACGUCAAGGAAAUCGGGACCGAGUGCCCGGUUUGCUUAUCGGCCUUUGACGACGGCGAAGAGGUGAGGCAGCUCAGUGUGUGUAAGCACUCGUUUCAUAGUACGUGCAUCAACAUGUGGCUCAAGGACCACUCUAAUUGCCCGAUUUGCCGCGCGAACAUCGCCGUCGAUCGGAGUAGAACGGCGGCGUCCGGUAGAGAACAUCGGGAUGAUCUGCAACAAGGUUUGCCGGAUGCUUCCGCCAUGGUUUGACACUUAAACCUACCUUCGUCUUUCUUUCUCUCGUCUUGUUUUGGUUUUGUUGGGUUUGGUGGAUGGAGAUGAUGGCAACAUAUGAAGCUGGAAAUAUUUUUUUUUUCAUUUUUUUUUCCUUUCUUUCACUUUGUAGUUUCAGAAACUUACCGACAGAGUUGUAGCUAGCUAGUGAAUGUGAUUAGUUUUUACAUGAACGAGAACUGGUUAUGUGAAA
Messenger RNA from Fragaria vesca subsp. vesca, 764 nucleotides. RefSeq names its product RING-H2 finger protein ATL33-like. Gene Ontology annotation, biological process: protein ubiquitination. The record is from RefSeq and is a predicted model, not a curated record. The transcript has a single exon. Bases 29 to 547 code for a protein of 172 amino acids. Lineage: Eukaryota; Viridiplantae; Streptophyta; Magnoliopsida; Rosales; Rosaceae.